Molecule: messenger RNA, 588 nt
Organism: Protopolystoma xenopodis
Lineage: Eukaryota; Metazoa; Platyhelminthes; Monogenea; Polystomatidea; Polystomatidae
Source: the annotation of a GenBank genome assembly
AUGAAAAAAAUCCGAGAAGGACAAUUUGGAGAUUUUUAUACUUUUUGGAGAAAGAUACCUCUGGCCCAUUGCAACAGAGGCAGAGUUGAGCCCGCGAAUAUUAAUACAGACCAAUUGGCAAGUUUAACGGCCAACCUCGGUACGCGAAGGAGGCAUUCGUGGUUGGCGCGGCUGCCAAAACUGAACAGACUCGGCAAAACAGUCAGUUCGCAUCAAGUGCGCAGCAAAACUUCGCCAACUCAGCCUGUCGUGUUCACGCCUCCUAUUGGCUCCGUCGAUGCUCCGUCUGGACUUGGGGCUGGAAAUCACCGAGUCGGCUCAAAGUGCAUUUGGGCGAGUAGUGAAAAAUCGAUCGGCAGACAAAAGGCAGUCUUCGACACACACAGACACACACACACUCACCGAUCAUGCAGUCGACUCAGGCCAACGAUGAGUCCAGUUCUGUGUGCAUUGCGCUUGCUGUCUUCCACCUGCCGCCUGCCACCUUCCGCAGCGCUGGACAGAAGGAUGAGUCAUCCGAGUGAAAAUGCCGGACUGACGAGCUUCUCGAGACUGAGCCGAGUGGCUGUGAUCGAUCGGCUGAAUUAA